AUGGUGAUUUUUCAUGGGAAACAGAUGCAUUCUUUGAUACGUAAACAUGGGUUUGAUUCUGAUGUGUUUGUGGGUAGCGCAUUGGUUGAUAUGUAUGCGAAGUGUGGGGAAAUGAUCUUUGCGAAAAUAUUGUUUGAUGAAAUGCCCGAAAGAAAUCUUGUUUCCUGGAAUUCUAUGAUUGUCGGGUUCUUGCAAAACAAGCUUUAUGACGAGACAGUUGAGUUUUUCGUGCAUGUUGUUAGGGACGAUUUAAUAAAUCCUGAUCAAGUGAGCUUCUCAAGUGUUUUGAGUGCUUGUGCUAAUGUGCGAGGAGUGGAUAUGGGAAGACAAGUUCAUGGAGUUGUUAUUAAGAGUGGGUUGGAAUAUUUACCCUAUGUGAAGAAUUCUUUGAUGGACAUGUAUAGUAAAUGUGGUGUCUUUGAUGAUGCUGAAAACUUGUUCAGGACCAUAGAAGAUAGAGAUGUCGUCACUUGGAAUGUUAUGAUGAUGGGAUGUGUUCAAAAUAACAGCUUUGAGGAAGCGUGCAAUUAUUUUUGGAUGAUGAGGCGCGAAGGCAUAUCGCCUGACGAGGCUUCAUUUUCGACUGUGCUUCAUGCUGCUGCGAGUAUUGCAGCACUGGAUCAAGGCAGUUUGAUCCAUGAUCAGAUUAUAAAAACAGGGUUUGAAACAAACACUUGUGUCUCAAGCUCACUGGUUACAAUGUACGCAAAAUGUGGAAGCUUGAUCGAUGGUAGAAGGGUUUUUACUGAGAGUGAGGAUCGUAAUGUGGUACUGUGGACGGCUACGAUAUCUGCCUGUCAACAACAUGGCUGUGCAGAUCAAGUUAUAGAAUUAUUCGAGGAUAUGCUGCGAGAGGGUAUUAGGCCUGAUUAUAUAACUUUCGUUUCUGUUUUAUCAGCUUGUGGCCAUACAGGGCGGGUUGAUGAAGGCUUUUCUUACUUCAAUUCGAUGAUUCAGACGCACAAUAUAACCCCAGGGUCCGAACACUAUGCUUGCAUGGUUGACUUGCUUGGCCGUGCAGGUAAGUUACUUGAAGCUAAGAAAUUCAUUGAAACGAUGCCAAUUGAACCUGAUAUAUCUGUCUGGGGAGCAUUGCUCGGAGCUUGCCGAAAAUAUGGGGAUCUUGAACUUGGUGGAGAAGUUGCUAAAAGGCUUUUCCAAAUCGAGCCUACUAACCCCGGAAACUAUGUACUGCUCGGAAAUAUGUACGCUCGAGCAGGUAUGUUAGACGAAGCUGACGAGGUCAGGAGGUUGAUGGGGGUUAACAAGGUUAGAAAAGAGCCUGGAUGUAGCUGGCUUGAUGUCAAGAAUACAACUUAUGUUUUCACAGCUCAUGAUAAAUCCCAUUCCAGGACCAAUGAGAUAUACAAGAUGUUAGGCAAAUUGGAGGAGAUGGUGAAGCAGAAAGGUUACAUAGCUGAAACCCAAUAUGCAAUAAACAAUGUGGAUGAAUACAAGGAGAGGAGCUUAUGGUAUCACAGUGAGAAACUUGCCCUUGCAUAUGGGCUACUCGUCCUUCCUGAGGGAGCUCCCAUUAGGAUAAAGAAGAAUCUUCGGACUUGUGGGGAUUGUCAUACAGUUAUGAAGUUUGCAUCAGAGAUUUUCAGGAGAGAGAUCAUUGUGAGAGACAUCAAUCGUUUCCACAGAUUUUCCAAUGGUUUGUGUUCAUGUAAUGACUAUUGGUAA
Messenger RNA from Olea europaea var. sylvestris, 1686 nucleotides. RefSeq names its product pentatricopeptide repeat-containing protein At2g22070-like. The transcript has a single exon. The coding region runs from base 1 to 1686 and encodes 561 amino acids. The record is from RefSeq and is a predicted model, not a curated record. Lineage: Eukaryota; Viridiplantae; Streptophyta; Magnoliopsida; Lamiales; Oleaceae. Gene Ontology annotation, biological process: RNA modification. Gene Ontology annotation, molecular function: zinc ion binding; protein binding; RNA binding.